CCAUUUUUCCUCUUCCUCCUGCCUUAAAUACCCUAAUUUUUUUAUUACAUCUUCUUCUUCUUCUUAAUUCUGUAGACCAGACCUCUCCUUAAACGUUGUCCAAUUCCUCAUCUUUCGUCGCCAUGGAAGUGUCUCUGGUUUCCUUUCUUUUGGUUUUGGCAUGUUCGGCUUCUUCUGCUGAUGAAGAUAGAUUCGUCGGAGUGAACAUCGGGACGGAUGUCUCCGAUUUUCCGCACCCGACGCAGGUCGUGGCACUCCUCAAAGCUCAACAAAUCCGCCACGUCCGUCUCUACAAUGCCGAUCGAGGAAUGCUUCUAGCGCUCGCCAAUUCGGGAAUUCACGUCGCCGUCACCGUGCCCAACGACCAGCUUCUUGGCAUAGGCCAAUCCAAUUCGACGGCGGCCAAUUGGAUUUCGCAAAACGUCGUCGCCCAUUACCCGGCCACCAACAUCACGACGAUCUGCGUCGGGUCGGAGGUCUUCACGUCGCUCCCGAACGCCACCCCUCUCCUCGUCAAUGCCCUCAAGUACAUCCAAUCGGCGCUUGUCGCGUCGAACCUGGAGCAGCAAAUCAAAGUCUCGACCCCGCUCGCGUCGACCGUAAUCCUCGACUCGUUCCCGCCGUCGCAGGCGUUUUUCAACCGGUCAUUGACGCUGGUUUUGGCGCCGAUGUUGAAGUUCUUGCAGUCGACGGGGUCGUACUUGAUGCUCAACGUCUACCCGUACUUCGACUACGUGAAUUCCAACGGCGUAAUCCCGUUGGACUACGCGCUCUUCAAGCCGCUCGCCCCAAACAAAGAGGCUGUCGACGCCAACACGCUUCUACACUACACGAACGUCUUCGACGCGAUGGUUGACGCCGCGUACUUCGCCAUGGCCGAACUCAACAUCACCAACGUCCCGGUGAUGGUGACGGAGACGGGAUGGCCAUCGAAAGGCGAUGCGAACGAGCCCGACGCGAAUCCGGAGAACGCCAACACCUACAACAGUUAUUUAAUUCAGCAUGUGUUGAACAGGACCGGCGGAACUCCGAAGCAUCCCGGAGUCGCCGUCCCGACGUACAUUUAUGAGCUCUACAACGAAGACGAGAAGCCGGGUCCGUUGUCGGAGAAAAAUUGGGGUUUAUUUAACUCCGACGGCGCUCCCAUUUACAUUCUCCGGUUGACGGGCUCGGGCUCGAUUCUUGCUAAUGAUACGACGAAUCAAACUUAUUGCAUUCCGAAGGACGGGGUCGACGUAAAAAUGCUGCAGGCGGCUUUGGAUUGGGCUUGUGGGCCGGGUAAAGUAGAUUGUUCGUCGAUGAAGCAAGGGCAACCAUGUUAUGAACCGGACACCGUGUUCGCGCAUGCGACGUAUGCGUUCGAUGCGUAUUACCAUCAGAUGGAGAUGGCUUCCGGAAGCUGCGAUUUCAACGGAGUGGCUACUAUUACGACUACGAAUCCGAGCCACGGUUCUUGCAUUUUCCUCGGAAGUGACAGGAACAGGUCCCGGCUGAACGGCACGAUCCCGGUCUUGGAUUCUAGAAGCUCGGGCACCGGCGCGAAGUUCGUUUACGACAAUGUGGUUUGGGCCGCGGUUUGCUUGUUGUGUGCCGUCGUGUUGCUGUAGAGCGCCUGCGUAGAGUUUUCUACGCGGGUUCGAGUUUUGAAUUUGCGAGAGAAAAAAAUAGGUAAAAAAAUAUAUAUUAUUGGAAAUUUCAUGGUUAAAUUUAUUGGUGAGAUGAAAUUUUAGAGCCAUUGAUGAAAUGUGGAUUUUGGUUGAGGAAGAAGUAUGUGUACAUAAGAAAUUGGAAGAGGAAUUAUUGGGGGAGUAGUUGGAUUAGGUGUUUCUGUGGGGACUUCUUUGAAAUUUUGGGUUCUUAGUGUCUGAUAAAGUUUGCCCGCUUGAAUGUUCUGUGGGUGAAUUUUGCAGAUGAGGGCUUCAUGAAAUUGUGUCUUUUAAUUUAACCUACGUGAUUUUCAAAAUGCAAUUUUUUUAAGGAAUGGUCAAAUACAAGUUUUAAAGUUA
This is a messenger RNA of Andrographis paniculata, 2006 nucleotides long. RefSeq names its product glucan endo-1,3-beta-glucosidase 2-like. Gene Ontology annotation, cellular component: plasma membrane. Gene Ontology annotation, biological process: carbohydrate metabolic process. NCBI's taxonomy places the organism in Eukaryota, Viridiplantae, Streptophyta, Magnoliopsida, Lamiales, Acanthaceae. The record is from RefSeq and is a predicted model, not a curated record. Bases 123 to 1607 code for a protein of 494 amino acids. The transcript has 4 exons. Gene Ontology annotation, molecular function: hydrolase activity, hydrolyzing O-glycosyl compounds.